Colletotrichum paranaense is the source of this 621-nucleotide messenger RNA. RefSeq lists its product as uncharacterized. The record is from RefSeq and is a predicted model, not a curated record. NCBI's taxonomy places the organism in Eukaryota, Fungi, Ascomycota, Sordariomycetes, Glomerellales, Glomerellaceae. The transcript has 2 exons. The coding region runs from base 1 to 621 and encodes 206 amino acids.
AUGCACUUCAACCGCGUCGCCUUGUCCCUUGCUGCCGUCGCCUUCGUCCAGGCCGACCUCCAGCUCGACAACGAUGACAUUCCCACCCAGUGCCAGGCCGUCUGCCGUCCCAUCUACGACCUCGGCCAAGCCUGUGAGGUGAAUGACGACCUGGUCAGAGAUGACUUGACCGAGGACCGUCUUGAGGCCCAGUGCGUCUGCACAAACAACAGCAUCAACGUCUCCCAGUAUGCCGCACUCUGCGCAAGCUGCAUGGACCAGAACGUCCGUGACCGAGAUGACCUAGAUGACAUCAACGACAUCCUGAGAACCUGCGGCUUCGCCAGCACCUCCUACGCCUCCACCGCAUCCUACGCGUCUACAACCCCGUCCGUCUCAGCGGCCCGCCCCACUGCCUCGGCCCAACUCACCACAACCAUCACCCCCGGCGCUGUCGGCGGCGGAUCCUCUUCCCCGACUCAGACCUCCGCAUCCGGGUCCGGCAGCAACAGCGGCGGCAGCAGUACCACCCCGACCACGGCGGGCGGUCAGACUUCCCAGACCCCCAAUGCUGCGGGUGUUGUGUCGCCUCAAGGUCUCGGCCUGGUUGGUGCCGUUGCCGUUGGCGCUCUCUUCUUGUAA